AUGAUGACGACGAAUAAAGAGAAAAAGAGAAUUCCACCAAAUUGGCCCAAAGAGAUCAAAUACUUGAGUGAAAACAUUUUUUCACCCAAUGAUUUAUCAACAAACAUCAGGAACCACUUUAGUGAUCAAAAUUUAACCAAACAAUAUCCGAAUCAUCCAUUCACCUCCUCCCCAUUACCUCCAAUUGUAUUUGCGCCACCGUCGCAACCAAGCCCUGUAGUGAAAAUACUUUCCCUUUCGAAUUCAAAUCAUCCCGCAGCACCCGGACGUGGCUUAUUCGCGAAAAAAGAUUUACGAGAGCGAGAAUUGAUUGUAUGCUAUACAGGAAAAGUGACCACGACAACUGGACGAAUUAACACCAGGAACAAUAUUAACGAUAAAGGAGAUGAUGAUGAAAAGGAUAAUAUCGAUAAUAAUUAUGUUGAGGCAAGAUUCAUAAAUGACUAUAGAAGCAUUGCGGCUAAGCCGAAUGCUGCUUUUAACGAAUUUAUCGAUGCACGUACGGGUGAAUUGAAAAUGGGUGUUUGGGUAAUGCCGGGCAUUGGAAAAAUAAAGAAAGGAGAUGAAAUUUUGGCAAGUUAG
Molecule: messenger RNA, 582 nt
Organism: Ambispora leptoticha
Lineage: Eukaryota; Fungi; Glomeromycota; Glomeromycetes; Archaeosporales; Ambisporaceae
Source: the annotation of a GenBank genome assembly